Molecule: messenger RNA, 1443 nt
Organism: Cricetulus griseus (Chinese hamster)
Lineage: Eukaryota; Metazoa; Chordata; Mammalia; Rodentia; Cricetidae
Source: RefSeq, a predicted model, not a curated record
AUGAAGCGCUUGGUAGCUGCCUGGCUUUUGGUUGGACUCAGCCUCGGUGUGCCCCAGUUCGGCAAAGGUGACAUUUGCAACCCCAAUCCAUGUGAAAAUGGUGGCAUCUGUCUGUCUGGAUUGGCUGAUGAUUCCUUUUCCUGUGAGUGUCCAGAUGGCUUCACAGAUCCCAACUGUACGAGUGUUGUGGAGGUUGCAUCAGAUGAAGAAGAGCCUACUUCAGCAGGUCCCUGCAUCCCCAACCCAUGCCAUAACGGAGGAACCUGUGAGAUAAGUGAAGCUUAUCGAGGAGACACAUUCAUAGGCUAUGUUUGUAAAUGUCCUCGGGGCUUUAAUGGGAUUCACUGUCAGCACAAUAUAAAUGAAUGUGAAGCUGAACCUUGCAGAAAUGGUGGAAUAUGUACUGACCUCGUUGCUAACUAUUCCUGUGAAUGCCCUGGGGAAUAUAUGGGAAGAAACUGUCAACAUAAAUGCUCUGGGCCAUUGGGAAUUGAAGGCGGAAUCAUAUCGAAUCAGCAGAUCACAGCUUCAUCUACCCACCGAGCUCUUUUUGGGCUCCAGAAGUGGUAUCCCUACUAUGCUCGACUUAAUAAGAAGGGACUUAUAAAUGCCUGGACAGCUGCUGAAAAUGAUAGAUGGCCAUGGAUUCAGAUAAAUUUGCAAAGAAAAAUGAGAGUUACUGGUGUUAUUACCCAAGGAGCAAAAAGGAUUGGAAGCCCAGAAUACAUAAAAUCCUACAAAAUUGCCUAUAGUAACGAUGGGAAGACCUGGACAAUGUACAAAGUGAAAGGCACCAAUGAAGAAAUGGUGUUCCGUGGAAAUGUUGAUAACAACACACCCUAUGCUAACUCUUUCACGCCCCCUAUAAAAGCUCAAUAUGUCAGGCUGUAUCCCCAAAUUUGUCGAAGGCACUGUACUUUAAGGAUGGAGCUCCUUGGCUGUGAGCUUUCAGGUUGUUCAGAACCUUUGGGGAUGAAAUCAGGGCAUAUACAAGACUACCAGAUCACUGCCUCCAGCGUCUUCAGAACACUCAACAUGGACAUGUUCACAUGGGAACCAAGGAAAGCCCGGCUGGACAAGCAAGGCAAAGUAAAUGCCUGGACCUCCGGCCACAAUGACCAGUCACAGUGGUUGCAGGUUGAUCUCCUUGUCCCUACCAAAGUGACAGGCAUCAUCACACAAGGGGCUAAGGAUUUUGGUCACGUGCAAUUUGUUGGUUCAUACAAGCUAGCCUACAGCAAUGAUGGGGAACACUGGACUGUGUACCAGGAUGAAAAACAGAGAAAAGAUAAGGUUUUUCAAGGCAAUUUUGACAAUGACACUCACAGGAAGAAUGUCAUCGACCCUCCCAUUUAUGCACGACACAUAAGAAUCCUUCCUUGGUCCUGGUAUGGAAGGAUCACUCUGCGAUCAGAGCUGCUGGGCUGCACAGAGGAAGAAUGA